GGCAAAACUGGGGCGAGGCGAGGGGUGCUGGCAGGCGGAGAGGCUACAUGGGCCGCGGCGAAUAUUGUGUUCAAGUUGCAAACGUUCAUAGGCGGCCAAGCAGUGCCAAGUUCAAGAUGGGGUCCCAGGUCUCGGUGGACACGGGAGCUGUGCACGUGGUGAUCGUGGGCGGAGGCUUUGGAGGGAUAGCGGCCGCCAGCCAGCUGCAAGCGCUGAAUAUCCCCUUCAUGCUGGUGGACAUGAAGGAUUCCUUCCACCACAAUGUGGCAGCCCUCCGGGCCUCUGUGGAAAGUGGGUUUGCCAAAAAGACAUUCAUUUCUUACUCAGUGACCUUCAAGGACAACUUCCGCCAGGGCAAAGUGGUUGGCAUAGACCUGAAGAACCGUACAGUGUUGCUCCAGGGCGGUGAGGCCUUGCCCUUCUCACAUCUCAUCCUGGCCACAGGCAGCACUGGGCCCUUCCCUGGCAAGUUUAACGAGGUGUCCUGCCAGCAGGCAGCCAUCCAGGCCUACGAGGACAUGGUGAAGCAGAUCCAGCGCUCGCAGUUCAUCGUGGUGGUGGGAGGUGGCUCCGCAGGAGUGGAGAUGGCGGCAGAGAUAAAAACUGAGUACCCCGAGAAGGAGGUCACUCUCAUCCACUCCAGAGUGCCCUUGGCGGACAAGGAGCUCCUCCCUUGUGUGCGGCAGGAAGUCAAGGAGAUCCUUCUCCGGAAGGGUGUGCAGCUGCUGUUGAGUGAGCGGGUGUGCAACCUGGAGGACCUGCCUCUCAAUGAGCACCGGGAGUACAUCAAGGUGCAGACAGACAAGGGCACAGAGGUGGCCACCAACCUGGUGAUUGUGUGCAACGGGAUCAAGAUUAACAGCUCUGCCUACCAAAGUGCAUUCGCAGAGACUAGACUGGCCAGCAAUGGUGCUCUGAAAGUGAACGAGUUCCUCCAGGUGGAAGGUUACAGCAAUAUUUAUGCCAUUGGUGACUGUGCCGAUGUUAAGGAGCCCAAGAUGGCCUACCAUGCUGGCCUGCAUGCCAACGUUGUCGUGGCCAACAUUGUCAACUCCAUGAAGCAGAGACCCCUCAAGGCCUACAAGCCAGGUGCACUGACGUUCCUCCUGUCCAUGGGCAGAAACGAUGGCGUGGGCCAGAUCAGUGGCUUCUACGUAGGCCGCCUCAUGGUGCGGCUGGCCAAGAGCAGGGACCUCUUCAUCUCCACAAGCUGGAAAACCAUGAGGCAGUCUCCACCGUGACAGGGAGAGGCUGUGUGGGAGUCGAGUUGCACAGGCUGCAGCUGAGACUUGAGUCUCUCCCCCAGAGAAUGAUGAUCCAUUGGCAGUUUUGUGCCCAGCUCGACUGUUUGUGGAUACUAGAAAGCAGACUCGCCCUCUCUGAAGGUAAGACCAGCCACCCGCAGGAAGCCUGCCGUGAUGUUGGCUGACCUUAGAGAGCAUGCUGAGACUCUUCAGUGACCCGCCUUGUGCAGUUUCUUUACAACACUCUAGAAGA
Messenger RNA from Onychomys torridus (southern grasshopper mouse), 1497 nucleotides. RefSeq names its product apoptosis inducing factor mitochondria associated 2 (gene Aifm2). Gene Ontology annotation, biological process: positive regulation of apoptotic process; apoptotic mitochondrial changes. Gene Ontology annotation, cellular component: mitochondrion; cytoplasm. The record is from RefSeq and is a predicted model, not a curated record. Gene Ontology annotation, molecular function: electron-transferring-flavoprotein dehydrogenase activity; flavin adenine dinucleotide binding. The transcript is spliced from 10 exons. Lineage: Eukaryota; Metazoa; Chordata; Mammalia; Rodentia; Cricetidae. Bases 48 to 1241 code for a protein of 397 amino acids.